GAAGUACAAGAAGCUGGUCUUCGAGGAGGUGGUGAACGAGCAACGCGGGCGCCAGGCGGGCGACGAGUUCGAAGCUGAGCUCCGUGCCUUGCUCCAGCCGGUGCUGGUGACCCCCUUUAACAAGAACCUUGACGAGCAGCUGGAGGUGACGACCGCACGCGUCAAGACAGUACUCGCGAGUCACCUGGCGAAGGCGCUCGACUUAAAGAGCUACUUCCUGGACCAGGCUGUGACGACCCUCGCAGGAGACAUUGUCGAGCUGUACCCCUGGGCUCGGAAGUGA
This is a messenger RNA of Prorocentrum cordatum, 283 nucleotides long. NCBI's taxonomy places the organism in Eukaryota, Dinophyceae, Prorocentrales, Prorocentraceae. The record is from the annotation of a GenBank genome assembly.